Messenger RNA from Arachis ipaensis, 3419 nucleotides. It is a transcript of the gene ARC3, whose product is annotated as GTP binding protein. Gene Ontology annotation, molecular function: GTP binding. Gene Ontology annotation, cellular component: chloroplast outer membrane; cytosol. The record is from RefSeq and is a predicted model, not a curated record. Gene Ontology annotation, biological process: chloroplast fission. Lineage: Eukaryota; Viridiplantae; Streptophyta; Magnoliopsida; Fabales; Fabaceae.
GCCACCAACACUCCUCGCGUGAUUUUCGCUUUGGUAUGAUUUGAAGCGCUCAGCUCAACAAAGAAAUGAGCGCAUUUCUACAUAUCCACAAAGUACAGUACAGCACAGAAGAAACAUAGAAUAGCUUAGCUUAUUAGCUCAGCUCAGCUUUACGCACUAAAUGGACGGAAGCCCUAUCUUCUCUACAAUACUGUACUCGACCCUUCGCUUAAUCCCUUAGUAUAAAUAAAUGGAGCUUUCUGCAUUCCCGACGUUCAGAGCAGUUACCAAUCCUUCGAUUUUCCCUUUCUCUUCGAAACAAGUUUGUUGCCGGUGCUCUUUUUUUCUUCGUCGCCGCGACUAUGGCCUUCGCUGGAAUCGAAAUUCGAAACCGUUUGUUCGCAUCAGGUUGUGCUUGGAGAAUGCUUCGUCGUCGAACGGUUAUGGCGGAACCGAGAGCGGAGAAGCUAAACCUGAGUUCAUCGAAGUCAUCGGCAUUGGCAGUCGGAAGGACGCGGUUAUCGAUUUCUGCUUGAGAUCGCAGUUUCAGUUGUCGUCGCUGCGGUUUUGGAAUAUCUUAAUGAAAGAAUCACACGAGGCUCAAUUACAGCGUAGAUCAAGGGAAGAAGAAUUUUCUCCAACAGUUGUCAAAGCUCCAGUAUUUAUGAAGACAUGCUCAAAGACUGUUGUCCUUGUGGCUAGUGCAGGAUAUGGAUUGGACCUUACUGUUGCAGUUGAUAUUUUUGAAACUCUGAGGUCCAGAAAUGGGUUAGCAGUUGCUAUAGUUUUGAGGCCUUUUAGCUUUGAAGGGUUAAGACGACAGGAUGAGGUGAAGGAUUUGAUGGGGAAGCUUAAGGAGAGCGCGGAUUUAAUUAUAGAAAUUGAUAUUGAUGCACUGCUUCAAAAAGACUUGUUGACUCUAGAUGAGGCCAUGAAGACUGCAAAUAAUGCAGUUUUGUUGGCUAUUAAGGCCAUAUAUGUAUUAAAAUCUGAGAUGCAUAGAAAACUUGUAGAUAGAUUGCAGGAUGGUGUGACUGAAGCCAGCACUUCAGAAGUUAAUAAAAUAUUGGCAAACUAUAAAGAAGCAGGGAUUGGAUUUGGAGCUGCAUAUAACAUCAAAACCUCAAUAUUGCAGUCUACAUUAGAGUGUCCUUUCCUUGGUGUUCGUUUAAAGGAUCCAACUAGCAUUGUUAUCUGCAUUCUUGCUAGUUCAGUGCCCAUUAAUCAUAGCGAUAUAGCAGCCUUUCUGCGUACAUUCCGUCAAACUACAGCAUAUACGGGGGACAUAUUAGUAUCCACAAUCUAUGAGCCAAAUGUUGAGCCCAACUUAUGGAUAACAACUGUCCUUGCACUUGGCAGUUCAAACGUGAAACAAUCUGUCCAGAGUGUUGGUAUACUAUCCAGACUGGCCCUGCAUUUUCCUCGUCUUUUUAGCUUUUGGGGGACGCAUAAUCAGCAAGGGUUAAGACGACAGGAUGAGGUGAAGGAUUUGAUGGGGAAGCUUAAGGAGAGCGCGGAUUUAAUUAUAGAAAUUGAUAUUGAUGCACUGCUUCAAAAAGACUUGUUGACUCUAGAUGAGGCCAUGAAGACUGCAAAUAAUGCAGUUUUGUUGGCUAUUAAGGCCAUAUAUGUAUUAAAAUCUGAGAUGCAUAGAAAACUUGUAGAUAGAUUGCAGGAUGGUGUGACUGAAGCCAGCACUUCAGAAGUUAAUAAAAUAUUGGCAAACUAUAAAGAAGCAGGGAUUGGAUUUGGAGCUGCAUAUAACAUCAAAACCUCAAUAUUGCAGUCUACAUUAGAGUGUCCUUUCCUUGGUGUUCGUUUAAAGGAUCCAACUAGCAUUGUUAUCUGCAUUCUUGCUAGUUCAGUGCCCAUUAAUCAUAGCGAUAUAGCAGCCUUUCUGCGUACAUUCCGUCAAACUACAGCAUAUACGGGGGACAUAUUAGUAUCCACAAUCUAUGAGCCAAAUGUUGAGCCCAACUUAUGGAUAACAACUGUCCUUGCACUUGGCAGUUCAAACGUGAAACAAUCUGUCCAGAGUGUUGGUAUACUAUCCAGACUGGCCCUGCAUUUUCCUCGUCUUUUUAGCUUUUGGGGGACGCAUAAUCAGCAAUGGAGUCUUAUGAAAGGGAUGAGGAGCCAAAUAAGAAUGCUGCGCAUUUUGUAGAUGGCAGUUUUAAUAAUCACAAUGAACAGUUGGAGCCAAGAGUGAGCAGCAGCAGCUCCAAGUUGGCUACUUCAAGGUUUUCUGAGAAAGAAGAUAUGUUUGACUCUAUAGCCCAGAAUUCUGUCCCUUAUGACUCUAUUAUUGAAGAUGACUAUGCUUUUCAAAGGGAGCAACUUGAAAACUGGAAUCUGGGUCCUGGAUAUGAAGUGGCAAGGGAGUGGGCCCAAGAACGGGUAGCUGAUGCAACACAUAUGAUAGAUAAUCUAAGCAUAUUCCACCUUCCUGUAGGUGUGAGGCCUUCAGAAGAUUUGAAAGAUUGUUUAAAAGUCUCAUUCAUGACAGAACAGAAGGAACCGGAAUCUGUCAAUGAAGUAAAUGUAUCAACAAUAAAUGAGGGAAUCCCUUCUUGGAAUGUAGUGACUGAUGCAAGUUUGGAAGCAGUAAAGGGAUUGGCAUCUUCACUUUUGAAGGGAAAAGAUGCUAAUAAACCAAAGAAGCAUGGAGUACUAUCUGAUCGAGCUGCUUCUAUGCUGGAGGCAGAACGGGACUUGUCAAAAAAGUGGAAUCCUGUUGUGGAAAUGCAAUACAGGGGAGGAAGAUACAAGGGACGAUGCCAAGGAGGUCUUCCUGAAGGAAAGGGGCGUCUUAUUCUUGGAGAUGGAAGUAUAUAUGAUGGUUCAUGGCGCCAUGGUAAGAGAUCAGGGCCAGGUACCUUCUAUUUCAAAAACGGAGACAUGUUUCAAGGAACAUGGAGGGAUGAUGUCAUGCACGGCAAGGGUUGGUUUUAUUUUCACACUGGUGAUCGGUGGUUUGCAAACUUUUGGAAGGGAAAGGCCAAUGGUGAGGGGAGGUUCUACAGUAAGUCUGGUGAUGCCUUCUUUGGGAAUUUCAAAGAUGGUUGGCGUCAUGGCCAGUUUCUUUGCAUCGAUGCUAACGGAACUAGGUAUACUGAGAUUUGGAAACAAGGUGUUCUUUUAGACAUCAAACAGUUAUACAGAUGACCAAGCGGCAUAAAUAUGGUACCCUAAAUUCUGUUUACUGUGACUCUCGUAAUCUUGUCUCUCGGUCUUACUUUUAGGUUUUGUUCUUGUUUUAUUUUACUUAACCUAUGUUGUAUAGGUGUUAGUUGUUGGCAAUGUUAUAUGUUUUCUUUUCUCUUUAUGCUACUAUAUGUAAAGGGGAAGGGGAUGAUCAGGAGAAAUUUGGUGCACUAUUUUAUUUUUUGUUUUAAAAAUAUUUUUCAUAUAUCCAUAAAAAAAUAUUUUUUUAUUCUUAA